Molecule: messenger RNA, 2209 nt
Organism: Rhizophagus irregularis DAOM 181602=DAOM 197198
Lineage: Eukaryota; Fungi; Glomeromycota; Glomeromycetes; Glomerales; Glomeraceae
Molecular function (GO): oxidoreductase activity; copper ion binding
Source: RefSeq, a predicted model, not a curated record
AAAAAAAAAUUAAUGUCUAUCAAACUACAAAAAAAAAAUAAUAAUAAUAAUAAUUUGAAUUUCCGAUAAAUAAAUUUUUUUUUUUUUUAUUCGGAUAAUCACAAAAAAAAAAGAAAAAUUAGAUUCAAAAAAAUGAGAGGUGAAAAGAAAUUUCUUUUUAAAAGGAGAAUGAAAUUGUUUGUCGUCAGUAGUAUAGUUUUACUCGGAUUAUCUGUAAUCCUUUGGUUUUUCGCAUCUACCGAAAUUAUGAUCAUUGAUGUUCCUGUGGAAGAAACUAAGCAAGGUUCUUUAAAAGAAUCUAAAAUUCCUUUAAAAGAUACGAUUAACGAUAGACCAAAAAAAUUACCUAAUAAUCAUGAUUCAAAUUCAACACCUUCGUUACCAAAUGGUCAAUCAAAUUCAAAUUUAAAUCCACAACCUGAAAUAAAUUCACAAAAUUCAAAUUCAAUCCCCUCAGAAUCACCAGAAAAGAUAGCAGAGUCAACUCCUUCAAAUUCUCAGUUUGAAGAAUCACAACCUGAAACGACAAAACCAAUAAAAAUAAAAAAUUACAAGACAUUCAAUUUGGUUCUUCGCAAUGAAACAAAAUCACCUGAUGGAUUCAUUCGUAAUAUAUAUACAAUAAAUAAUCAAUUUCCGGGUCCAGAAAUAAUUGUUGAUAAAGGAGAUACGGUUAGAAUUAAUAUAACAAACUAUAUUGGUCGUUCUACAACAAUUCAUGUUCAUGGAAUGAUUCAUAAGGAAACGGUUUACAUGGAUGGAGUUCCUUAUGUCACUCAAUGUCCGAUUCAAAAUGGAAGCAGUUUUAUUUAUGAAUUCGAAGCUACACAUCCUGGAACCUAUUGGUACUAUUCACAUUAUGAAACACAACGUGCGGAUGGACUAUAUGGUUCAUUGAUCGUGAAAGAUCCGGAUGAAUCUCGAUAUUAUAAUUAUGAUGACGAAAAAACAAUUUUUCUAUCAGACUGGUAUCAUGAUGAAUCUUCGAUUCUAUUAAAGAAUUAUCGAUAUAAUAAUAACACAUCAAUUUUCGAGCCAAUUCCUAAUAGUGGGUUAAUAAAUGGUAAAGGAAUUUUUAAUUGUAUGGACGACCCAAUAAAGAAAGAAAAUUGUAACUUUGAAUCAUUAAGUGUUGAAGAAUUUUAUAUUGAACCUAACAAAAAAAAUCGUCUUCGAAUAAUAAAUACGAGUGCCAUGACAUCAUUUUUUCUUUCAAUUGAUGAACAUAUGCUUCAAGUAAUAGAAGUUGAUGGUGUACCUACAACCCCCUCAAGUAAAUUCCAUCGCUUACCAAUUCACGUAGGACAACGAUAUUCAAUAAUCCCAAUUCGUCUCCCUCAAUACACAUCAACUUUAAAUUUUUAUCUACGCGCUGAAUUCGCAAAGAAAUCAUUUCGUUCCACAUCACCUUAUUCUACGUCAAAUUUAUUUCCGACAGAACUUAGAGCAAUAAUUCGAUAUAGUAAAAAAGAAAAUGAUAAAUCAUUACCUUCGACAUUAUCUUGGACGUUACAACAAUCUUCUUUGAUGUUUCCUUUAAUUGAUUUAAAUCCUCUUGAUUUAAAAUCAUACUCUCAAGAAAUUUUACCAGAAAAUACGACUUAUUAUGAAUUUGAUUUUAUUAUUGAAAAAAUUAAUGAACAAAAAACUUUGAAUUUUAAUCAUAAAGGUUUUAAUGAUGAUAUCGAACUUUUUUAUGGAUCAAUUAAUAGUGUACAUAGGGGCGUAUCUAUUUAUAAUCCAGACAAGAGAACAAAUACUUUGAAAUUAUUAUUGGAAGGAAAAAUAAAAUUUUUUCCAUUUUAUUUGAAUAUUUAUGUAUUCAAAAGAAAAUUAACUAUUGAUUUAUUAUUGAAAAAUAAUGAUGAUCUCGAUCAAGUUUUUUAUUUGCAUGGUCAUAAAUUUUGGGUAUUAGGACAAGGGACAAAUUCAACGCCCAUACAUUCAGAUUUAAACUAUUUCAAUCCGAUCAAAAGAGAUACAGUGACUGUUCCAUCAUCAGGAUGGACGCUUAUAAAAUUUACUCUUGAUAAUCCUGGGAUAUGGACAUUUAGUAAUCCUAUAGUGUGGCAUCAAAAUAUUGGUAUGAUAGGUCAAAUAAUCGAAUUACCUAAAAAACUCAAAAACUUUUCGAUCCCUCCAAUAGAAUGGUGUAAAUUAUGUAAUGAUAAAAGUGAUAAAAAUAAUUUUAAAGUAUGUCAAAGGAAUG